CUACCGUCGCCAAAACCUUAACGGUCGUGUCGGGUAUCGGACAGUUAUCACAGUAUUUGCUUUUCAUAGAGAGUUGGGAAAGUAUAGAAGGCAAAGAGGAUAAAAGAGAAUCUUUGUUAUAAAGUCUCAAGUCGUAAUUUCCCGUGUCACGAAAUUGAUCCGUCUGUUCGAUAUUAUGAAGUUUUUCUCGAACACUUUCGCUCUCUUUCCGCUGCAACAUUCGUUUCGUAACCAAUAAAUAUAGUAAUAAUGUUACAUAGGCUCUCGAACGUAAAUUCUACCAGACGUAUGUACUGAAUUCGUGUGUGCCGUCGGCAAGUUUGUGCUGAUGAAACGAAUAUAUUGUUUCAUAGUUCAUUUCGUUGCUUUCGUCUUCGACAUACAUUUAUCGCUAAAUUCACAAAAUACAUUGUAAUUCAUACAUAUUCUCAUAAUAGAGUAUAACCAGUGAAAUAAAAGCAAAUCGCAUAAAAAACACAUUGUCUCGUGUUAUUUAACUAUCUAUGAUGAAUCGAGUGUCUACCGUGGAUUUUUACGUGAUAAACUAGAUGGCCCAUUAAAAAUGAUCUAAGACUAUAAAGGUUUUGUUUGAAUUUGCGUUCGUGUUCUAUUUUCUUUUUGUUACGACGAAAUCGUUUUGUACUCAUGAUAUCAUCAGGACAUACAUUUCCGUCUGCAUUCCUCUGUGUCGAGUCUUCAGCUUUGAAUACUCCACAAAUUGCAGGUUAGCCCGAUGUAUGCCCUGGGUGAAAAGGACCAGCGCAAGGCAGAUACUCGAAUAUCACAAAGGAUCCAAUGAAAACUUAGUUAUUACAUUAUCGGAUUACGAGACCGGAUUUGUAUUCAAAGCCAUGAAGAAUAAAAGUUCCACCGAGCGAUUAAUGCGGUAAACAUCAAAUUUGGGCUUGAAUUCUGCAGUAAAAACAUGUGGAAGACUCGUAAAGAAAUUUCCAAACCAGUGAUUGGCCAAAAUGAGAGACAUAAGAUUUCAGAUAAUGGCACUCCAGAAAAAAAUUCAACGAGCGAUUUAUUGAGUAUUUGCAGACCAUUAUCCAUCUAUUUAACUCGAUUACCAGAUGCAUUGGUAAACAAAAAUGUGGAGGUCACAAAAGAGCCACAGGUCAGAAGAAAGAGAUACUCGCGUUGGAGAUUCGGUACCUAUACUAAAAAAAAAUCAAAGAUCAAGAAGCAAAAAAAUGAAGCGGAGAAACACCCACAAGUACUCCAGUCGUCAGAGGUUACCGAAAACGAAAGUAACUCGAGUAGGUUGGUAUCGUCCGAAAGAUCCUCGACAGGCUUCGAUACUACAAAAGUAUUAACGGCAGGAGCUAUACCAUCCGAUGUUGAAGGAUCAACGGUACAAGAAAACGGAAUUGUGGACACCCGAGUGUGUCUUGAGGAAACGGCUGAGUCUUUGACUCAUGAAAAAAAAUUAUCGGAAGCUCAGGAUGACUGUACAUCAAGCAUCGUUGGGUUUAAUGUAGCACCUCUAAGCUCUGAUACAUGUUCAAAUUUUGAAGAAAGUACACAUGCGUUACAAAUCGACGAGCAAUGCGCCGACGGAACGGUAAUCGUAUCACUCGCAACGGAAGAUGACAGGACUUGGUUGGCCGAUAAAAAUUCCACUGAGAUUAGUACAUCGGACGAGCAUAAAAGUCUAUCACCUGUGAAACCGGCGAGGAAGAGAAAAAACUCUUCGUUAUCCGAGAGCAGCGAACCACCACGAGUUUUACAGCUCCCAAAGAAACCCAGGCCUUUGUCCUUGGCUUCUGAGACUUCUGUAUCGUCGUCGGAAGAGCAAAAGGCGACAAGCAUAAACGGAAUCACCGUUACAAGUCCAGAGCAGCCAGUUUUGCCGACUAAUCCGAAAACGCCUGGAUCGACUUCACAGGAGCAGCAGCGUCAAGAAUCGAAAAAAAAUCAGUUAAUGAACAAAGUUGUAGUCGUUGUGAACAGACUCGACACUUCUCGUAUUCCACUGGCGGAAAAAUGGAAGAAUCGAGUGGAUUUUUCUCGGUUGGAUGAAGUGACUUCGAGUUCGAAAGAAAGUCUUUCUGCCUCAACUUUGUCGAUAAAUCAGUUAAAAAAUGAAAAUGAAAAUGAGCAUGAAGCGACGCUAAUUGACCACGGAUCGAAAGAAAUGAAAGAAUACUCGCCGGCUCUAAUGGACCAUCAGUCAUUUGGUAUUUAUGGAAAUAAUGGCAUAGUAAUGUGCGACAGUAACGAGGAUGACUCUGAAGAAGACGAUAACGAGAUAAUCGAAUUUCUCGCGGCACGACGAAGAAGAAGGUCCUCAAUCGCAAGUACGCAUUCCGCAUACACAACUGACGAUGAGCCGAAUGAAAACCUCGAGUUGUCACGGUCAAGUUCGAAAUCACGACAUGCGAAGACACCUGAUCCUCAGACGUCCGAUGCGAAAGGACGAAGAAGAGGACGACUGCGGCAUCGAAACAAAAGCUUUGAUACAAUGUCCGAAACUUCUCGCGAUCGCCCAAAAUUCAGAAGAAUACAAUCGGAAAGUCCCGUAUUGCGAAAAUCGAGAAGAGCUCGUAGAUCCCGUUACGCAAAUAACAAAUCACCUCCGUUAACCCGGAGUAGAUCGCGGGCUGCCCUCGAUAACGUAUAUAACGACGACUCGAUGAAUUCCAGCGACGUGUCCUAUCCAAAUAGUAAGCGUAAACGAUGUCAUCGGCUACCCUCCUACUCGAGUGAUUAUUCGCAUGCAGCGCUGGAAGCGGAUGAGCUGGUCGAUGAAAGCCUCGACGAGAGUCUAGCCGUGGUUGAUAACACUGAAAACGUCCACGACGUUGUUGAGAAAGAGUAUAUUGAGGAUAGCAACGAAGCACCCGGGUUGUCGGCUGCUAACGAUUCUAAUUUCACUUUGGUCGAUACCGUGCAAUUGGAUCAAGAUAAUGACGUGGAAAAUUGUAUUGCGCGAAAAAAAUUGGCUACCAUGAAAAAUGCUAUGGUGGUAUUGACGCGGCUGGAAGAUUUGAUCAAUCAAUGUUCCGAUGCUGAGACGGAAUUCAACCGAGCGCGUAAUUAUGAUUUUUCAAGCAAUUUUUCAACGCACGAGAAUUACAGUGACGAAGCUUAUGAGGUUGACGAGACUUCUCGUGGCAGCGUUGAUCCUCUUCGAAUAGACUCGAAUAGUUCGGUCAUCGAAUCUUCUGUCCGUAAACAGUUUAUGGCCAAUGAAGUUGCGGAAUAUGCGCCGGAAAGUGAGGAUCCGCGAGAAAACGGGCUCGGUCCUCGCAAUCCUGAACAAUCCGACCAAACUCAAAGUAGUUUCAGAGUCUCUCCUGAAUCAUGGGUACGAUCGGGACCCAAUUCAAUCUCGAUUGGGAAGAAUGGAGUUGUGCGAGAUAUGUCCGAAUCAGACGAUGAAAGACGAUUAAUAGUUGACGAGUCAAUAUCUAGCGAAAGAACGGAUUCAAAUGUUGAGUCGAUGUUAGCUGUUGAUGACGGUGAGAAUACGAAAACGGGAACGAUACCGAUCUCGUCGGAGGGCGUUCCGAUCGGUGCGAAUGGUGGUAAAAACGAUCGGACGCUGAAGGAUUCCACUGAGCCUGGCGAGCUCUGCAACGAUAAGGAACAUCGGGCCGACAACGCUCACGAUAAAUGCCAAAACGUUUCACCGAGCCGUAAGUGCAAUCGAACCUUGAGAAACUCGGUGCAGUUGGAGCAGCACAAAACGUCAAGCGCAUUCUGCAGUUCCGGUUUUCCUUGCAAUUUUUGUCAAAUCAAUUUCAAAACGUUGAUCGAAUUAUCGAAGCACCGAACUGACUGCGCCGAGGAGAACUUCCAGAGACGAAAUUCCCACGAUACGAAAGCGGACGAUGAGACUUCCAUCGGACCUAAAACUUCUGCGACUGUUAAUAAUUCCGAAGCCACGCGUUCCAAAGGAAAAAAACCGAAACAGACGAAUCCGAAAAAUCCACCGAAGAAAAAUCGCAACAGGCCGCGGUGUCGAUCGGACAAUUUGACUUGCAACGUAUGCUCCAUGAAAUUUGAUACCAAAACAGAUCUGUCGGAACAUUUGUACAAACACAGCCCGGAAGAACUUCAAGAGGCUUUCAGGGCUGCGAAAGCUGAAGCAAUGCUGGACAGUCAGGCGGAACAAGCUGCGAAACGAAAAAAGAUAAUCACAAACAAGAGCAGUGAUAAUUCUACGGACAAUCAAGCGAGUAACAUCAUUAAUAACAACGCUCCGACACAGAAUUUUGGUGAAAAUGACACGCGACUUAUCGUGUCCGGUGUCAGGGUUGGGUCAUCGAUCGCGUUUAAUAAAGAUUCAUUGACACCGAGACUCGCAACAGUUUGUUUAUGUCACAGGGACACAGAUCUAACGUCCAUGGAUAUGACCGAUCUUCAAAUAGAAAUGGUUUUACUUUGUAAAUAUUGUCCUGUUAUAUUUCGACGACGCGAAUGCCUCGAGGUUCAUUACCGAACGAGCAACAUCUGUUCCGUCAAUCGAACGAGAGAAAGGUGCCCGAGUUUUUUCUGUGCCAAUUGUCAAAUAACUCUCAACAGCUGGGCAGAUAUGCGUCAACACUUGGAGAUACACGCUCACCAAAAUUCGGAAAGAACCAUUCGAUUCGUCUGCAAUAUUUGUCGAGUUGUAUUUGUUGGAUUUGGCGUGUUAUUCUACAACCAUUGGACCAGUCAUUCCAAAGAUCCAAUGUUCGUUGCGGGUCGUUACAAUUUUCCCAAAUUUUCGGUUCAGGCAACAACUGGAACGGAAAAGUUGCCGAUCGGAGCACGAUCCGAAGAGAAUUAUAUAUUCGUUGCUGAGCAUGUAUGCGCCACUUGCAAAAGACCAUUCUCAACGCGGCGUGAUCUCGAAACGCAUCAACAGAGCGUGUCCUGUACGAAAUCGCCGUCGGUCCUAGCCUCAAAAAAUGUCAACACCGCGCGCGCUGAACGUCCCGUUAAAAUUAAUCGGAUCCCCAAACGGAACGAGCGCUCUGUCGUUUCGACUACUUUGACAGUGCCGAGUGCCGACAAGGACAAAAAUGAGCUUACGAAAAAGCGUUUGUAUUGUGACGUUUGUCGUCUGGAGUUUAUCAGUGAACACUGGCUGAACGUUCACAGUAAGAACAUUCACAACGAUCAGUUCACCUUUGUACCAACGACUGUAUACGGUACGCCAUUGCCAUUGCCGUUCAAAUGCAACAAGUGUUCCGCCUUCACGGCUUCGGUCAGCGCAAUCAAGAAGCAUUGGGAGACCGAUGUACUUCAUGACCGUAACUCGGCAUUGUUGAAAAAGAAAAGACCCUCUACUUCGGCAAAGUCUUCGAAAUCUGCACGUGUAACAUCGUCUUUGAGAGCGGCUUCGGAUUCUCAAAAUACUUGCGUUGACGAUACGAAUAACGCAACGCCGACUGACAAGAGUAAAACAUCCAAAGAGCCAGUGAUUAUUACUAUAGAUCAUACUGAUAACGAAAGCACCUCUUGCGCUAUCGAACAUAUUCCGACCCACAAUGAGAAAUCAGCUCUUUCAGUACCAUCUGCCAUUACGAACACGGAUACUAUCCAAGUCUCGAAUAGUGAUGAAUGCCCGGUGGCGGUUGAUCCUUUGGUAACCGAUCUGCCAUCGGCGAGCAAUCUAAACGAGAUACAGAAAGCAGCUAAAAAACGAGCUUUGGAAGAUCCUUGUGUCAACGUUUUGCUCUCUGAAGCGUCUGGUACUAAUGUGUCUGCAUCGUUGAUUGUCGGAAAUACCAUGGAAAAGCCGAAGGAAAACUCGGCCAACGGCGUGACCGAAUCGUAUCGAAUAUUGAUGUCCGACCAACCAUCCCCGGGAAAUUUAAAAAUGAUUUUGACCAGAACGAGUUCGACCGAUUCGGCGGGAGGAUCUGGACAUGCUCGACCAACGGGAUUAUUCGUUGAAGACGAUAAUCACUCUGAUUCAACGAUAUCCGCUGACCACUUGGUUCACGGAGAAGAAUCUUCGACGGUGUUGUCGGUUCGAUCCUCCAUCGAAGCGAGAGAUGAUUCAACGAAAACACCGUCUCCCGAAGACGACGCGGAUAAGCAAUGUACCUUGGUAGAAUUAACACAAUCGACCGACGGGGAAGGAAACGAUCCAACGGGGGGAACUCUCACUCGAAUCUCCGAUUCAACGGCACGCGUCAACUCUAACGAAAAACCUACGCCGUUAAUUUUGACACGAUCAAUCGUCGCAGAAGCUAAUAAUAGAACGGAAAAUAAUGGAAAUCGUCCUGGAAGCGCAACGAAUAUCUGCAUCGUACCGGAAGUAAUUGAUAUACUCGAUGACGGGGAAGAUUGUGGAAACGGGCAGGAGCCACCGAGUCAAAACUCUGUCGUGAUCCUAACGCCGCCGAGUCACGCCGAGUCGUUAAUUAAUAAGAAUAAAAUUUUGCACAGUUUACUGGAAAGUGAAACAUCUAAUACGGAUCUAAUACGGGCCAAGGAUCCUACAGCGAUAAUGAUCGACUUUCCAGAAUUUCGUUUCGUUGAAGACACACAGAAAACGAUCGGGGGGAAUUCUUCAAGCUCGGACAAUAGCUCGAAUCCAAUGGUCAGUAAAUCCGGUUCGCCUGGUCGAUCGAAAUUUAAUAAAGGAGCUUUGAAGCUGUGCGGCAUGUCGUUUGAAGAAGCUAGAUGGAAUUAUUUACAAUCGACGGUACAAAAAAAACAAGGCUUUCUGCGAGUCAAAGAUUUGUCAGAGUUGCAGGCUGUAAAAAAUUAUACGUGCGGUAUUUGCAACAGCUCUUUCGAAUCGGAAAAAUCGCUGGAAGAGCAUCGUCGAUUGCCAUCGACGUGCGGUAAUUUCAUUCAGGCCAGGAACGUUCAUCAAUACUCUCGUGGCAUUUCGGCAGCUCUUGUACUGCCGGAUCCUUCGGAACGGCCGAAAACUCCCGAAACUAAUGUUGCCGCCGCAUCACCGCUGGACCCAAUGCACAACAAUACGAUAUCAUCGGUGAGACGCGCUUCUGCACCGCAACCACCUGUCUAUCCUCUGCAAGAAAUUUCCGCUCUAGUUCCUGCUCAAAGGAUUCAAGUAAUCAGCCAGCUGCCAACUAUAGCCCUGCAUGAUAAGUCCCUGGGUUCUUGGACAUCGAUCGUUGAUACUACACCCGUGUUAAGUACCAAUUUCAAUCCAGUGAAUGAAAAUCAACCGCUGCUUCAGCAGCAGCCACAGCAGCAACAACAGCAACAACAACAACAACAGCAGCAGCAGCCACAGCAGCAACAACAACAACAGUUGAAUAUGAUGUCCGGUGGUACGAUCAUUGUGAAGGAUUCUAAUCAGGGGCUUCCUGAAAAUCGUAACUCGUCAUUGGGCUAUCAUGCUCUACCUCGAAUUAUUAGUUUACCGACAGCUCCAAAAAGCAAUCAUCAACUCGCGACUGCUCCGCAGCUCGUCCCUUCCAGUAAUUCUCUUCCAAAGUUCACAGGGAGAAAUGCUCCCAUAGUGAUCCAUCAGCCGAACAAACGAAACAAAUAUCUUUGUAGCAUAUGCCAUACUUUCGAAUGCACGAGUUUGGAGGCUAUUAAGGAACAUCUGAAUGGGCACUAUAAUGACUGGACUAAUUCGACAACGGCUCAAGACUCGACGCAGCCGGCAGCAUCGGCUGCCAGACUUUCCGGCGGUGCAUCAUCCGACACCGUUCCAUUAUCUUGUACGGAUAUGAGAGAACGGAACCAACCGAUUCUCCCGAAACCCUUAACUUCGAGCAAUUGGACCGCUAAUAACACACCACAAGGAUCUGUCUUCGUCGCUCCGAUUUCGAACGCAUCGAAUAACAGUCGAUCGUUUGUUCGUCAGACUCCUUUCGACACGAAUAAUCUCGCCUCGAACCCUCCCUACAGCGCUCAACUCGUUUUUCGCUGUAGAAUAUGCAAAUCCGCGGUGUACAAAAGUUAUUCAUCGUUGCGAAAUCAUGCGUUACUCGUACACGCCAUUACAGAUUUUAAUUCGCUCGUUCAAGAAAAAAUCUCACAAAAUAGUUAUCUUUGUACUCAGUGUCCGUACUCCAGGGCACUCUUCGAUACCUCGGAAGAAUUUCGCGAGCACGUUGACACUAUCCAUACUCACUCUUGUCCAUCCUGUCAACGUGUUUUUUCAAACUUUCUCACCCUCAGACAUCAUCUGGAACAAUGUCGAGUUUCCACAUCCAGCAACCGUAAUGCUUAUGGCAACAAUUGUUGAAUAUCCGUGCGACUUUGACUUACAUGAAUUAAACUUACGACCAACUAUAAAAUUGUAGAAAUUAAAAAAUAAGUCGGAUAAUACGAUAUCAAUUGUUACGUUAAUCGAUGGAUGAAAUAAAAUUGUCCCAACAAGUUGAGACUAUCGCUAUUAUUUUUCACAAUUGAACAAUUGACGAAUGAAACGAAUAUUUUUUAUGCAUCGAUUGACCCGACGAAUCUUUUAACUUUUAAAGAACGGGUCUGGUCGAAAUAUCGACCACUAGUUUGGUCGGGCAUUCCACUUGAAAAAUUCAUCGAUAUUAUGCUCUAAUUUCGUGUAAAAUAAAGCUCUAUUUCAACGUAAAAAUACCUGUCCUCGAAAGGUUAAUAAAUAUUCCGCAUCAUAAACAUACCUUUGAAACGGCAAACCGCAAAUUGUUUCGCGGAUCGAUUUCUUGAUUUUGUUUUACUUUUAGACUUCACACUUGAUCUCCCGACAGUAAAGAAUAUUCGUAGAUUGUUUGGUUGCUCAUUCUGACCCAAAAUAUCAGUAAAUAGGUUUACUGGAUUAGUUCAUAAAAUUCACGUGUUUUUUAUUUUCCGGAGCGACAAUACUCGUUGUGCGACGAAAUCAUUUUUGUUUUACCUAGGAACCCUAGGAACCCUAGGAACACGUGCGUGAUAUUGUCGCCAUUAGAACCGUGAAUUCACAUACCAGCCUUAUAAUUAUGUAAUAUUAACGAGCUAUAUGUUUUUCGCGUAUCCGAGCUAAUGUCGCAGUAACGAGACCAAUGGAAAAAGACAUUCCAAAAAAAAAAAAAAUUACUACACCGGAACGCAUCUAGCAAACCAAAGGACAAACUUUUGUGUAAAAAAAUGUAAACAUAACGUUGCAUGAUGAUGGAUUAUAUUGGUCAUUGAUCGACUUUGACGAACUUGCUGAUUAAUUUUCGUUUUUUUCUCACCAAAAACUCUACGUUACGUGAGCGAUCAUUGUUCAUUUUUCAAUAUUUAUUUAUCGCUAGAGUAACGAGUGAAACCGUUUUUUCUUCAUAAUUCGAUUCAUAAUUCUUCAUAAGUCGAUUGCACGCUUAGAGCAUUGCCAACUUUAGACAGGUAACAAUCGAUUUUUUUUUUAAUUUUUACAUUUAAGACUAUCGGACUUAAUUCCGCUGUACUAAAUCUCGAUUCGAAUGUCCUAUGCAGGAAAAUUCCGUAACACCGCUGUUUAUGCAUAUUUGAAUUUGAUAAUUGGAUUCUAACAUACGCAUUUACAUCCACGGGUUCUGAGAUUACGAGAGCGUGGGCCAAUAAGUAUUAGACUGGCUGGAACGGUUGACCGACUUAGUAAAAUAGAGACAAUGCGGCGGCAAGCGUUACUUUUGUAUAAUCAAACGAAGCCUACGAAUAAAAAUAUAUUUUACUGUA
Messenger RNA from Venturia canescens, 9588 nucleotides. RefSeq lists its product as uncharacterized. Gene Ontology annotation, molecular function: DNA-binding transcription factor activity, RNA polymerase II-specific; RNA polymerase II cis-regulatory region sequence-specific DNA binding. The record is from RefSeq and is a predicted model, not a curated record. Bases 926 to 8179 code for a protein of 2417 amino acids. Lineage: Eukaryota; Metazoa; Arthropoda; Insecta; Hymenoptera; Ichneumonidae. The transcript is spliced from 2 exons. Gene Ontology annotation, biological process: regulation of DNA-templated transcription.